CAGGCCGGGGCGCGCGGCCGAGCGGGCGGCGGCGGCGGCGGCGGGGAGGGCUCGGCGGCGGGCAGGCUCGGGGCUCCCGGGCCGGCGGGGUCCGCCGGGGCCGGCAUCGUCCGCCCCGCGGCGGAAGGCGGGAGCGGCGUAGACAAAGAGCGGCAUCUGGGCGGGCGCAGCGCGGCCGCCGCCCCGGGUCCCGCGCCGCUGCCCUCCGGCUUCGGCGUGCGGUGUGCAGCGAGAGCCCAUAGGUCCCUCUCCUACGAGUACCACGCGGGCUUAUACUUCUCUGCUGAGGUCCCAGCUGACUCCAGAGCUUAGAGGAUCACUGCAGCUUUGUAACCUUCAAGGUGUCCUCAGCAGGAAAACAAAACAAAACAAAACAAAACUCAUCUUUUUGAAGAGUGCUACGUUUUGUCAGUCACCUCUUGCAAUUGUGUGCCAAAGAAAAGUCGUAGAGUGAUUUGUGCGGAGCAUUCUCGUAUACCCCUCUGCUGAAUUCUCCGAAGGACUCCAUGAAAGAUGACAGAAGAAGUCAUUGUCAUAGCCAAGUGGGACUACACGGCCCAGCAGGACCAGGAGCUCGACAUCCGGAAGAACGAGAGAUUGUGGCUGCUGGACGACUCCAAGACGUGGUGGCGGGUGAGGAACGCAGCCAACAGGACAGGCUACGUGCCGUCCAACUACGUGGAGCGCAAGAACAGCCUGAAGAAGGGCUCCCUGGUAAAGAAUCUCAAGGACACGCUAGGCCUCGGAAAGACACGCAGGAAGCCAAGCGCUAGAGAUGCAUCGCCAACGCCGAGCACUGAUGCGGAGUACCCAGCCAAUGGCAGCGGCGCCGACCGCAUCUACGACCUCAAUAUCCCUGCCUUUGUCAAGUUUGCCUACGUAGCUGAACGAGAGGAUGAGCUGUCCCUGGUGAAGGGCUCCCGUGUCACAGUUAUGGAGAAAUGCAGCGAUGGCUGGUGGCGCGGCAGCUUCAAUGGGCAAAUCGGCUGGUUCCCCUCCAACUACGUGCUGGAGGAGGCAGAUGAGGCGGCAGCCGAGGCCCCCAGCUUCCUGAGCCUUCGUCGGGGCGCCGCGAUGAGCAACGGGCAAGGCGCACGGGUGCUGCAUGUGGUGCAGACGCUGUACCCCUUCAGCUCGGUCACUGAGGAGGAGCUUAGCUUCGAGAAGGGGGAGACCAUGGAGGUGAUUGAGAAGCCCGAGAACGACCCUGAGUGGUGGAAAUGCAAAAAUGCCCGGGGCCAGGUGGGCCUGGUCCCCAAGAACUACGUGGUGGUCCUCAGUGACGGGCCUGCCCUGCACCCCACGCACACCCCGCAGAUCAGCUACACCGGGCCCUCAGCCAGCGGACGAUUCGCUGGGCGUGAGUGGUACUAUGGCAACGUGACGCGGCACCAGGCCGAGUGCGUGCUCAAUGAGCGGGGCGUCGAGGGCGACUUUCUCAUUAGGGACAGCGAGUCCUCGCCCAGUGACUUCUCUGUGUCUCUCAAAGCGUCAGGGAGGAACAAGCACUUCAAGGUGCAGCUGGUGGACAGCGUCUACUGCAUUGGGCAGCGGCGGUUCCAUAGCAUGGACGAGCUUGUGGAGCACUACAAGAAGGCCCCCAUCUUCACCAGCGAACACGGCGAGAAACUCUACCUCGUCCGGGCCCUGCAGUGAAGGCAGCCAUCGGCUUCUCUGUGCCCUGCCCACUGUGGCCCUCGCUGCCACCUCUGCCUCCCAGAGCCCAGCGCUGCCAGCCACCUCCACCCGUGCGGCCUGGGUCACCUCCACUCUGUAGCCCCGUCGGUUGACCAUAGCUACCCAGGUCCUCAGAGCCGUGCCCAUGGCCACCACCUUCGGGCCAUCUUCAGGUGGUUGAGGGUCAAAGGGAGCAAAGCUGCUCACUUUUUUCCUUUAUACUUGGAAGCAGUCUGUUUAAAUCCUUCUCACACACACACACACACACACACACACACACA
This is a messenger RNA of Alexandromys fortis (reed vole), 1958 nucleotides long. RefSeq names its product NCK adaptor protein 2 (gene Nck2). The record is from RefSeq and is a predicted model, not a curated record. The coding region runs from base 514 to 1656 and encodes 380 amino acids. Lineage: Eukaryota; Metazoa; Chordata; Mammalia; Rodentia; Cricetidae. Gene Ontology annotation, molecular function: receptor tyrosine kinase binding; signaling adaptor activity. Gene Ontology annotation, biological process: positive regulation of translation in response to endoplasmic reticulum stress; negative regulation of endoplasmic reticulum stress-induced eIF2 alpha phosphorylation; cell migration. The transcript is spliced from 6 exons.